Pundamilia nyererei is the source of this 1513-nucleotide messenger RNA. It is a transcript of the gene nsrp1, whose product is annotated as nuclear speckle splicing regulatory protein 1. Bases 35 to 1459 code for a protein of 474 amino acids. The record is from RefSeq and is a predicted model, not a curated record. Gene Ontology annotation, biological process: regulation of alternative mRNA splicing, via spliceosome. The transcript is spliced from 7 exons. NCBI's taxonomy places the organism in Eukaryota, Metazoa, Chordata, Actinopteri, Cichliformes, Cichlidae.
AUCUGCUGUGCGAGUCCACAGCCAGCGGAGCAAGAUGGCGGUCCCUACGAAACAGUAUGGGCUCAUUUUGCCACAAAAGAAGGGAUUAUCAAAGACCAAUACCUUACCAAAACCCUCUGUAUUCGAUGAUGACUCCGAUGAAGAGACCUCAGUUGGGGAAAGCCUGCAGAGAGAAUCUAUAAAAAAGAAGAUGAUGAAACAAACGCGUCUGGAGAUGCAGAAGGCCCUGGAACAGGACAGUACUGUAUAUGACUACGAUGCUGUGUACGAUGACAUUCAAAAACAGAGACUAGAGACCAGCAAAAAAAUCCUGGGAGGCACAGACAAAAAGCCAAAAUAUAUCCACCAGUUAAUGAAAGCAGUAGAGGACCGAAAGAAAGAGCAAGAACGAAGGGAGGAGAGGAAGAUUCAGAAGGAAAGAGAAGCAGAGGGAGAGAAGUUUGCGGAUAAAGAGGCUUAUGUUACAUCCGCCUAUAGGCAAAAACUGCAGGAACAGAAGGAGGAGGAGGAGAGAGAGAAGCGAGAGGCAGAGAUGGAAGCUGCUUUGGAUGUGAAGAAACAAAAAGACCUGAGUGGCUUUUAUCGGCACCUGUUGAAUCAGACUGUAGGAGAGGAGGCAAUACCAGAUCGCUCUGCGAACAAACCUCAAACUUCAAAGGAUUCAAAAGACACAGAAAAGACUUCACCUGCUUCCUCGCCUCCAUCCAAUGAAAAUAUCCCAAGUUCAAGCAGUGACAUCGAGGAGGCGCAUGAGCAGAAAUCUGGGUUUAGCAAGCCUGGGGGCGGCUCUGCACACUCAAAACGCCAGUACAGGCAGAGGUCACCUUCAUCAGGGAGCGGUGAUGAAAAGGAGAGGGAAAAGGAGAAGGAGCGAGACAGACAUAAAAAGAGCCACAGAGACCAAGACAGAGCAAGGAAUAGAGAGAGAGAGCGAGAAAGAGACAGAAACAGGGGAAGGGAAAGAGAUGACAGGCAUGGAGAAAGAAGAAGCGACAGAGAUAGAAGGAGAGACAGAGACCGAGGUAGAGAAGACGACAGAGGUAGAGGAGGCAGAGGUGAUACCGAAAGGGACGACAGGCAUGGAAAGAGGGAGAGGAGCUCCAGAGAAAGAGAACGGGAUAAGAAUGGGGAGAGGGAAAAGAGAAGGAAACCGGAUGAAGACAAGAGGAAAGACAGACAUCUGGAGGAAGAGCAGGCACUACGGAAGGAACCAGAGAAGGAGAAGGGCAUGAACAAGGAAGAAAAUGAACUUGAAAGGAAGGAAGAAGUUGAAUGCACAAUAGAGAACAAAGAUGAGCAGAAAAAUCAAGGUGAGGAGAAAGAGGAAGCGGAGGAGAAGACAAACAAGUUUGCAAAGCGCAGCACAGAUCAGACUGUGAGUUCGGCAAGAGAGAGGUACAUGGCCAGGCAGAUGGCCCGCUCUGCAUCUAAAAGCUAUAUCGAGAAAGAGGAGGACUGAGAGCACACACAGAAAACAUCUCCAAACUGCACUCUGUGUUUUGAGAAUAUUUAU